AUGGGCAGAGCCGCAGAGGUGGUGAAUUUUGCUAAUUGUAUUGAGGAAGGUGGGUUGAUUGAAUUACCCUAUCAAGGGAGCAGAUAUACUUUGAGUGAUAAGUAUGAGCAUCGAAUCUUAUCUAAAAUAGACUGGACAUUUAUCAAUGGAGCUUGGUUGGAUGUGUUGCCCUCUAGUAAGACCAUUUUCUUAUUGGAAGGGAUUAGUGAUCACUGUCCAACUAAGGUAAUCAUGGCUGAAGACAGGUCCAAUCAUGUGAAAUCAUUCAUAUAUUGCAAUAAUUUGAAUCAACAUCCCCACUUUACAAGGUUGAUAGAAGAAGGAUGGUUGGUGCAAGUUAAAGGGUACAAAAUGUUCCAGAUAGUUAAGAAACUGAAAUUGCUCAAGAUGAAGUUAAAAAAGCUAAAUAAGGACCAUUCCAGUAAUAUAGUAGCAGAGGCAAAAGAGGAUAGAAAGUCUUUGCACCAGGCUCGGGUACUAUUACAUACAAGACCUUUAGAUAUUGAACUUCAAGCAAUUGAAAAGGAGAAGUAUCUGAAAUUCAAAACAUCUUCUUACUUAGCAGAAGUGUAUUUACAACAAAAGAGUAAAGCCACUUGGCUACAAUUGGGAGAUGAUAAUACUAGCUACUUUCACUCUAUUAUAAAACACGGAAAACUGAAGCAAGCAAUAAUUCAUAUCAAGAAUGACCAAGGUGGGCUAAACACUAACCAAGACAGUAUAGCUCGGGAGUUCACAGAGGAAGAAGUCAAAGAAACCAUGUUUAGUAUUGGCAAAAACAAAAGUCCUGUGCCAGAUGAAUAUGGAAGUGGAUUAUAUAAAGCAACUUGGAGUAUUGUGGGAAAAGAUGUCAUUGAAGUUGUUCUUGAAUUUUUUCAUAAUGGGAAGAUGAUUCGACAGAUCAAUGCCACAAACAUUGCCCUUAUUCCAAAAAGUGAUCAUCCGAAAAGUGCAAGUCAGUAUAGACCUAUAGCUUGCUGUAAUGUGUUAUACAAGUGCAUCUCAAAAAUAUUGUGCAGGAGACUCAAAGAAGCAAUGAGUCAUAUAGUUACAGAUAAUCAAUCUACAUUUGUUCAAGGAAGGUCUAUGAUCCAUAAUAUCCUAAUAUGUCAUGAUCUCCUCAGACACUACAAUCGGAAAACCUCACCAAGAUGUCUUAUGAAAAUAGAUCUCAGGAAAGCAUAUGACAUGGUAAGUUGGGAAUUUUUGGAGGAAGCUUUGAGGGGGUAUGGAUUUCCUGAGAAAUUCAUCAGGUUGGUCAUGACAUGUGUAUCCACCCCAAAGUUCACUAUCAAAAUUAAUGGAGAAAGCCAAGGUUAUUUUGAUGGUCAGAGAGGGCUCAGACAAGCAGAUCAUGUACCUCAUCUAUUAUUUGUGUUUGUAAUGGAAUAUUUAACUAGAGUCCUCAAUUGCAUGAGUUUGCUACCAGACAAAUAUCAUCCAAUGUGUAAAUCUCUAAAACUUACUCGUCUGAUCUUUGCGAAUGACCUGAUGGUAUUUUGUAAAGGGGAUGAAGACUCAGUCAACAAAGCUCUAGAGGCUUUAAACCAUUUUAGUGUUGCUACAAGACUUAUUGCUAACAUGGAUAAGUCACAUAUGUUUGUUGCUGAUGUGCCUGAUCAAGUUAAAGCUCAACUGUUGGAUAAGAUUGGAUUUGCCAAGAGGACUUUUCCUAUUAGAUACUUAGGAUUACCAUUGUCAUAUAAGAAAUGGAGUAAGCUUGAAUGUCAACAGUUGAUCAACAAGAUUACAAGCCGGAUAACAACUACUUAUGUAAGACAAUUAUCAUAUGCUGGAGGGCUGCAUGUACUUAAUGUUGUCCUAAAAAAAUCGAAAAAAAUGGCAGUUAACGAUGUCACCAUCACACACAAUGUUGAUGCACACGAAAAUGUGCCUCAACACGAGGAUUCAAUUAGUGACACCUGCAACGAGGGAGAGAAGCAACUCCGGUCCAUGGCGGGAAAUAUCCCUGACAUGUGUGGGAAACAGCUCCUGAUGAUGCCGAGGACGAGCAUGUUGCGAAAAUAG
This is a messenger RNA of Nicotiana tabacum (common tobacco), 2028 nucleotides long. Lineage: Eukaryota; Viridiplantae; Streptophyta; Magnoliopsida; Solanales; Solanaceae. The record is from RefSeq and is a predicted model, not a curated record.